Molecule: messenger RNA, 1346 nt
Organism: Amphimedon queenslandica
Lineage: Eukaryota; Metazoa; Porifera; Demospongiae; Haplosclerida; Niphatidae
Product: cell division control protein 42 homolog
Exons: 2
Coding region: 84-1067 (327 amino acids)
Biological process (GO): small GTPase-mediated signal transduction
Molecular function (GO): GTPase activity; GTP binding
Source: RefSeq, a predicted model, not a curated record
CAGACGAGGUGAUGUUAGCUACACAGCAUUUCAAAACUAAAGGAGCUUACAAAAGAAGCAAAUACUAGAGCUAAGAAACAGCAAUGGGUGGUAAAGAUAGUCCUACGCCUUGCCUUGUCUCUGAUAGCCCCCAUCAACAGGAAAGAAUCGGUUCUCCUUCUUUUUCUCCAUUGAAGAGGAAAGACUCCAUCUGCUCUUCUGGCAGCAGCGCCUCGAGUUGUAGCACCUCUUCGGGCCAUCUUUCUUCAGUCGGGCGGACCCCCAGUAUUCGCUACGUUCCUCGCAGCAAGUCUUCAAUCAACCUGGAGAUGAGAAGAAAGUUCAGCGACAUUGUAUCUCCUGUGCCAGAGCCCCGCCGAGGCGGUAGCACGAGGAAGGGAUCGUCCACUCUCAACAGAGAAGGAAGUUUCCAUCAGCAACAGCAUAGAGAGAGAUCGUAUGCUAGUCUCCCUCGGUCUUCAGCUAGUAGCUGCACUGAAGGAUCCUCUCCAAUUUCUCUUAAAUGCGUUCUAGUUGGUGACAGUGCUGUUGGGAAGACUUCCCUACUGCAGACAUACACGAGUGAUAAAUUCACUGCUACUCACACCCCAACCAUCUAUGACAAAUUCUCAACUUCUUUGACAGUUCUCGGCCAAAGAGUAAACAUGACACUCUGCGAUACUUCGGGUUCAGAUGAUUUUGGACACCUCAGACCUCUCUGCUACCCUCAGGCUGACAUUGUUCUUGUACUCUUCUCUGUCACUGAUUACUCUUCAUUUGAGAAUGCUCGUGGCCGCUGGCUUAAGGAAGUCAAGAGGCACUGUCCGGGUAUACCGGUAUUACUAAUAGGGACUCAAGUUGAUAAGAGAGACAACGGUACCCUAUUAAGAGAUUUCAGAUCAUCAAACAAGAAAUAUGUAACAAGGUCCGAAGGAACUAAAGCAGCAGCUUCCAUGAAGGCAGUAUCUUACAUAGAGUGUUCGGCUAAGUCUAAGACUAAUGUAAAGACUGCAUUUGAUGAGGCCAUUGCAACAGCACUAGAGAUGAAUCACUCGUCAAAAUCGAAAGAAAGCUGCUCGAUAUUGUAAUUGGACUCUACACUGACACACACACUUUUCUCACCACCACUGAUAAACUCUAUUCCUUUUCUGCUGAUCCUACCCCACCCCCACUCACUUUGUAUUAUAGUGUCAUUAUAAACUAUACACUACUGCUCUAUAAUUAUAUAUUAUUGAUAGAUCUAUAUAUGUAAUGUGCAUCAACUCUGGCAGUUGGUGUCUCAUUCAUUUCUUCAUUCAAUAUUUUUGUGUUCAUUCAUUAUUUUUAUUAUUGUUUGCUUCGAGAGCAAACUUCACAGAAUUAUCAAA